This is a messenger RNA of Dicrocoelium dendriticum, 390 nucleotides long. The record is from the annotation of a GenBank genome assembly. NCBI's taxonomy places the organism in Eukaryota, Metazoa, Platyhelminthes, Trematoda, Plagiorchiida, Dicrocoeliidae.
AUGGGGUUUGUUUGUUUGGGAGGUGUGGGGGGGGGGGGGGUGUGGGGGGGGGGGGGGGGGGGGGGGGGGGGGGGGGGGGGGGGGGGGGGGGGGGGGGGGGGGGGGGGGGGGGGGGGGGGGGGGGGGGGGGGGGGGGGGGGGGGGGGGGGGGGGGGGGGGGGGGGGGGGGGGGGGGGGGGGGGGGGGGGGGGGGGGGGGGGGGGGGGGGGGGGGGGGGGGGGGGGGGGGGGGGGGGGGGGGGGGGGGGGGGGGGGGGGGGGGGGGGGGGGGGGGGGGGGGGGGGGGGGGGGGGGGGGGGGGGGGGGGGGGGGGGGGGGGGGGGGGGGGGGGGGGGGGGGGGGGGGGGGGGGGGGGGGGGGGUAUGAGUUUGUGUGUGGUUGGUGUUGUUAG